Molecule: messenger RNA, 2949 nt
Organism: Schistocerca gregaria
Lineage: Eukaryota; Metazoa; Arthropoda; Insecta; Orthoptera; Acrididae
Product: pre-mRNA-processing factor 40 homolog A-like
Exons: 3
Coding region: 451-2859 (802 amino acids)
Biological process (GO): mRNA cis splicing, via spliceosome
Cellular component (GO): U2-type prespliceosome; U1 snRNP
Molecular function (GO): RNA binding; protein binding
Source: RefSeq, a predicted model, not a curated record
AAACCACGCCUCAGUCGGCUAUCAUCUAUUUGACACUAUUAGAAGUAACUUAAUUUUUUAUAGCGUUUUCCCCAGUAAUUGACAUUUGUUCAUACUCAUAUUACAUAUUGUGAUAGUGCAGUUAUCAAAAGCGGUUUAUGUUAGUCGUACAGCUAGUGUCAACCCAUCCCUGUCUAAGAUAAAUGAAGAGAUGUUCUAGAUUGGUGCUCAGAGUAAUUUUCUAAGUUGAUAAUGCAUUCUACACAUCUGAUAGCGAAUUAAUCAUGCCGUUAUAUGCCAUAAUGCAUAUCAUAAUAUCUCCACAGCAAAUGCAUCAUCUACUAUCUUGUGUGUGUAAACAGUAAUAUUAUCUAAAUGUUCAAACGAGAUGUUUUUAUUUUUUUUUGACCCAUGUAUGAGGCAGAUUUUAGUUAGUGUGCAGGCCUGACAAAAUUCAACACUUAGUAUGCAAUGACCAAUAAUUCAAGACAUGGUCAUGACUGGAAGCCGCCUCCAAUGAUGAUGCCUUCGGUAACAGCUACGUUUCCUUCAUCGACUGGGUUUAUACCAACCUAUAAUGGCGCGUCAGUACCACCUGUAUUCGAUUCGAAUAGCAUGCAUGGCUCAUUUCCUCCUCGAUUUGUUGUGCCUAAUCAAUGGCAUGCUUCUAUUUCCCCGAUCUCCGUUUCGAGUGGUGUCACAAAUAUGACCACUGCCUCGCUUAAUAACGAUGAUGAGGUUUUUAUCACAAAAUCUCAAGCACUAGUUAAUCAAACUUCUAGUUUAGGCCGAACGCCUGAUAGCACCAACUCUGACAAGAGCUCUAUGAUUACGCCAUCACCAAAAAAACAUGCAACGUCAUCCAAUGUUUGGUCUGAACAUAAAACUGGUGAUAAUAAGACUUAUUGGUAUAACAGCGUAACUAAUGUAUCCACUUGGGAGAAGCCAGAUGAACUUAAAACUGAAUUUGAAAAGGCACAAGAUGCAACACCUUGGCGUGAGUACUCGACGGAAGAUGGUACAAAAUACUAUCAUAACCAGAUCACCCAAGAAACUUGUUGGGAAAUGCCCCUUGAAUAUAAAAAUCACAUGGAAAAACUAGCUAGGGACGGAUAUAUUUUGGACGAAUCUAGCGAGAACAUUAGCUUUUCUGAGCGCGUGUUGAAGAACGUGUUUGCCAAUGAACCUCAAAAAAAUGCAUAUGCUCAUUUGCUUGUUGAAAAAGGCAUGACCUCUUUGUGGAAUUGGGAUCAGGCUAUGUCUGAGACAUUUGAAGAAGAGCGCAGCAAACAGUUAAAGCUGAGUGAGCGUAAGCAAGUUUAUCAGGUCAUGAUUCAAGAAUUGAAACGUUUUGAAAUUGAAGAACGCGAAAAUCGCCAAAAAAGAAUUCAGCAAAACUUCAAUAAGAUGCUGAGCGAAUGGACUGAACUAGACAAUUACACAACUUGGCUUGAAUUGGUUGAUCGCUUCGGGGAUGAUCCACGUUUUAUGGCAGUUCCUACUGAACGCGAACGUAAGAACAUGUUUGAUGAAUUUUUGAAUGCAAGAGAACGUCGUCAUCGUAAAGAGCAGCACAUGAUCAAGCAGUGCAAAUUAGACGCUUACAAAGCCCUUUUGAAUGAGCAUGUUACAGCAAGCACUCUCUGGAAGCAAUUCAAACAAGACUUUGCUAAUAAUCCUGUUUUUUUAGACCUUGAUCCAAUAAGUCAAAUUACUGCGUUUGAAGAUCAUAUUCACAGACUUGAAUAUCGAGAGGAUGAUGCAUAUGCAGCUGAACGUUGGCGAAUUCGUCGCUUAUCUCGGAAAGCACGCGAGUCUUUUCGUGAACUUCUUAAAGAGAAGUACAUAACUGGGGACAUCAAUAGAACCACACUUUGGAAGGAAUUUUAUCCAAAAAUUAAAGACGACCCUCGAUACAUUAACAUGAUUGGCGUGACUGGUUCGACACCUGCUGAACUUUUUUAUGACUUUAUUCAAGAUUUAGAGGCUUCUUAUAACAAGGAAAAACGUGCUAUUCAUUCCCUUUCUAAAGAACUUGAUAUUCACAUUCUUCCACCAUCUUCCAUUCCCCAAGAAGACCGUUUUGCUUUUUUUUCAAAAGUUACAGUCGAUACUUGGCCCAACAAAUUAUCGUUCGCUAACUGGUAUUCUAAAAUUUCGCUUCAUCGUACCAAACUUGAUAAUGUUUCUAUGGAGAGUGUUUACAAAGACCUUUCGCACCAAGAACUUCACAAAUAUCAAUGUCGUUAUAGGCGUGCACAUCGCUAUUUCCGUGAGUAUUUAGAAGAUGAGGUUCGCAGUGUGGACAUGCCCUGGCCAGAAAUUGAAAAGCAAGCCUCUACUAUUGCCUACUUUGACCUUUUGACCAGUGGGGAACGAGAAAAACUUUACAAAGAAUACGUAGAUGAUAUUUUAACACAACUAGGUUCGAACAUUGAAGAGGGCGCUAUUGUUGAAGCACCGAGUCAUCGUGAACGAAACAUAGAUGUGGACGACCUAGAUAGCUCCAUAGAUGAAGACUCUAACCACAAUGGACGUUCUAUGGUCAAUAAUAACGGUAUCGGCAGUAAUAGUGCCAACUACAGUCCUAGCAGUAGCAGCUUCCAUAGCAAGCGUAAGCGUAGUCCACUCUCUUCUAGAAUCGAUAAUUUAUCAGAGUUUUCGAGUGAAAGUGGUCCACUAUAUUUAGGCCGGAAACCUUGUAUUGCUAACAAUCACCAACAGUUUUCUCCUUACAAUCCCACUGCUGCUUCUUCUGUUGAUAACCCACUUAAUAAGGAGAUUCGCCCUGUUGAAGACACCGUCGCUCUACCACCAUCUCACCAUAUAACAAGUUCUUUUUUAGAUGAAGUGGAAGAGGGUGAGGUCAGGGGCAAUUAACAACAAUUUCAAGGUAUUGAUUGCUUUAAUUAUAUCUUUCGUUUAAUAUUUUUUGUAUAUAAAAUAUGCAUGUAUAAACUUCUAUGAAAA